AUGUCGGCCACCACAACCAACCGCGAAGACAGCCCGAUGUUCGAACCUGACACCACCACUACCCACGCCCCUCUCACACCACCCUCGAGCCAGCCUCCUCUACCACCGAAAGAGACCCUCGCCCUCCCGACAGUCGUCAAAGGCGGUAAGACCAUACCCUACAAUGCCUUACAACUCGAAGGUCGCCCAAACCUGGCAUACUACAGCGACUGCUUCCCCAAAAUCGAAGUCGAACUUCGUAGUCUCUGCGAGGACUUCCUGGCCAUGUACGCCAAGCUCCAAGCUGGGGGCUACCAUCAUCCUGAGGUCAACAAUAUCGUCACCAAGCAGCUAGAGGCCAGUAGGGAUUCUGCAAGACUGUACCCACCGACUUGCAGGGUGGCGAAUCUUGGUUCGAGCGGGAUCGGGAAGUCCUCGACGUUCAACUCGCUUAUUGGGACAGACGGUGUGGCUCGGGAGGACGGGUCUAGUCAUCGUGGGACCUUUCGGCCGCAGGAGAAUGAGCAGUGUCCUGAGAGUCAGGCGACGAAUAAUCAACAGCUGGAAGAGAUCGUACGGGAACAUGUCAAGCACAUCGUCGUGUACCUCGCGCUGGAGGAGGAAGGCCAAGAUGGCGGAGGGACGGAUUUUGAGAAGAGGUUCGCGACUGCAUUUACGUUCUUCACGUUCGUGCUUGCCCACAAGCAUGAGUUCCACGGCCUUGAUACCACAGAAGCGUACUUUCAGGAUCGCUAUGAUCCCUCCGAAGAAAGUAUGACGAACCUGGGUACCGAGCUGUAUAGCGACGUCGUCAAUGCAAAGAAGACAAUGGGAUACUACCACAAGAUUAUGGACUUUCCUGCUCAGGACGACGCGAUUCUGCUCAAGCUUUAUCAGCGUCUUACCAAAUCGAUGGCCGAAGUCACCGCGACAUUCGCAUCUCGACAUCCUUGGCCACUGGUGCAAAAGAUCACGGUCCGCAAGCAGGCCGACGUCCUCCAGGCUGGCAUCAUUCUUGCAGAUCUGCCUGGCAUUGUAGAUCGCGCUAUCAGUGUUGUGAGGUCUGCAAUGGAUUACCUGAAACAUGCCAGUUUUGGCCUGGUCUUCACUAAAGCGCUGCGUGCCGAUGCGGACGACGUUCUGGACGACAACCUCCGUGCAUGCAUUGCGCUGGACUUGAUCAAUCUGGUCUACCUAGUCGUGACGAAGAUUGGAGAGUUAAGCCCGUUCAGUGCUGCGGAGUGGCCGAGACUUGAGCCUGCUGAUCUCGCGAGACUGGAAGGCGCCGAGGCGCUGAGGGAGAGUCUCCAGACAGAGAUGGAUCGAGAUCGAGAUCCGUUAUCAAGAGUUCAGGCGAGCUUCACAGACAAGAUCCGCAGCUUGAAAGGCAGUAAAUACGCGCCCGAUCUUCCUGUGUUCUCCGUUGCGAACAAAGACUACCAGAAACAUUGCACGGAAUAUGCCCUCAACAAGCCUCCGGACCUGCCAAUAGAGGGGACGGGUAUCCCGGGUCUCCGUCGUCUACUGUAUAAGCUGGCUGCUCGUGGGAAAUUCGGUAGUCUGCAACGUUUGAUACGCUAUCGAUUGCCGAGUGUCUUUCAUGGCACAGUGGGCGUGUUGACGAAGACGAAGAUGGAGAUGAAGCAGGGUGUCAUGGAUGUGCUGGUGACGGCACUGCGGCAGGACCAAGGCUUCGUUCAGGGUAUAGUUGGAGAUCUUGACGAGGCAUUCCAGGCGAAGGUACUUGCGGUCUUCGAAAAUGCCGCAUGCUGGGGCAAGAAGAAGUCGGGACAUCUCAGAGCUUGGGAAGGCUAUAUGCCGAGUGCCUUCGAGGCCUUCGAGUCGGCAUUACACGCCGUGGAGGAGGAGACCCGCGCUCGUAUCCACGAGUACUUCCAGCAUCUUGAAUCUGAGCUCGAAAACUGCCACGGCUUCCUCGCCAUCCCAGGCGCCUCAGACUUCAUGGAAGAAAUCCAUCGUGUCCGCGACGAGAUCUUGACGCAAGUACCCGAUCUCUUCGAGCAGCUGGGUACGGGCAAGACUGGCCUCGCUAGUAUCCAGAGUCGUGCGACGUAG
Molecule: messenger RNA, 2055 nt
Organism: Recurvomyces mirabilis
Lineage: Eukaryota; Fungi; Ascomycota; Dothideomycetes; Mycosphaerellales; Teratosphaeriaceae
Exons: 7
Coding region: 1-2055 (684 amino acids)
Source: RefSeq, a predicted model, not a curated record